Molecule: messenger RNA, 369 nt
Organism: Tetrahymena thermophila SB210
Lineage: Eukaryota; Ciliophora; Oligohymenophorea; Hymenostomatida; Tetrahymenidae
Exons: 1
Source: RefSeq, a predicted model, not a curated record
AUGAUAACUUAUUCAAAUAAUCACCUAAGAUAUUAAAAGAUUUAAAUUCAAGCUAAAUGUACAAAUCUAAAAUUUAAGAUGUCCAGAGUUACAGUUAAAGAAAAAAUAGUGUUAAUAAAAGUAUAUUAAACUUAAACGAUGUUGAUAACCCAAAUUAAAAGAAAUAAAAUUUAAAGAUUUUAGAAUUUGAUAAUACAUUAUAGUAAUUCCCUAUAAUUUUUGACUAAAAUAUAGAGAAUGAGGAGAGAAAAAAAAUAAUAAAUUAAGUAAAUCAGAAUUAAAAAAAUAAUCAGAAAUUUAAUAAUAAAUUUAAUCAAAUCUAAUAUAAUUAUUAAGAGUAACAUUAAAACUAAGAAGAUUUUAAAUUGA